Messenger RNA from Drosophila miranda, 791 nucleotides. It is a transcript of the gene RpL15, whose product is annotated as 60S ribosomal protein L15. The record is from RefSeq and is a predicted model, not a curated record. Gene Ontology annotation, molecular function: RNA binding; structural constituent of ribosome. Gene Ontology annotation, biological process: cytoplasmic translation. NCBI's taxonomy places the organism in Eukaryota, Metazoa, Arthropoda, Insecta, Diptera, Drosophilidae. Gene Ontology annotation, cellular component: cytosolic large ribosomal subunit; ribosome. The transcript is spliced from 3 exons. Bases 119 to 733 code for a protein of 204 amino acids.
UAAACGCUGUGUGUCGGUGCAACUCUGAUUGUAUUUUCGCUCGUCAGAAGCCAACUUCACUUCCUUCCUUCUUUUAGAAUUUGGUCGUCUUGUAAGCAGGGUCUAUCAAGCAUUGGAAAUGGGGGCCUAUCGUUAUAUGCAAGAACUGUAUAGGAAGAAGCAAAGUGAUGUGAUGCGUUACUUGCUGCGUAUACGCGUGUGGCAGUACCGCCAAUUGACGAAACUUCAUCGUUCGCCUAGACCCACGCGCCCAGACAAGGCACGUCGUUUGGGAUACCGGGCCAAACAAGGAUUCGUUAUUUACAGGAUUCGUGUCCGCCGUGGAGGGCGCAAGCGUCCAGUGCCAAAAGGUUGCACCUACGGCAAGCCAAAAAGCCAUGGCGUUAACCAACUAAAACCCUAUCGCGGAUUGCAGUCAAUUGCGGAGGAACGUGUCGGCCGUAGACUUGGUGGAUUGCGUGUCUUAAAUUCCUAUUGGAUUGCACAAGACGCUUCAUACAAGUACUUUGAGGUCAUUUUGAUUGACACUCAUCAUAGUGCGAUUCGCCGUGAUCCUAAAAUCAACUGGAUAUGCAAACAUGUGCACAAGCAUCGCGAGCUUCGGGGUCUUACCUCUGCCGGUAAGAGCUCCCGUGGUAUUGGCAAGGGCUAUAGAUAUUCCCAGACAAUUGGCGGAUCUAGACGUGCUGCCUGGAAGCGCAAGAACCGUGAGCAUAUGCACAGGAAACGUUAAAUUUUAAAGUUUCAUUUCCGUCGAACGCGGCUUUUGAAUAACAGUGAUGUAUUUGAAA